Molecule: messenger RNA, 778 nt
Organism: Oppiella nova
Lineage: Eukaryota; Metazoa; Arthropoda; Arachnida; Sarcoptiformes; Oppiidae
Source: the annotation of a GenBank genome assembly
AAAACGUUUCACACAUUCAGUGGUGAAUCGGAUCUCCGAUUAAACACGCGUUUCGUUAAUCGCAUUGAAAAUCAACGCAAAAAAAGUUUUCAAAACUUUUGCCACAGUUUCCCCAUUGAUAUCAAGAGCUCGCGAGUGGACAGGGAGGCCAGGGAUGUCAGCCGAUAGCGAUUACCGGACACAGUUGAUGGAGUUGGCGAACCGGGAGGCCCGGGAGCUGUUGCUUAAUGGCCAGAAGAUUGGCAAACAGGUGACCGCCGAGGGAGGGGUGUUGUCGGAGCUGGUGUUCGCCAUCAAGUCGUUGAACUUCUUGGAGGUGAUCCGAUGCGAGCCGUUUACCACAUUGUCACCGAUGGUCAGGUGUUUGGAGGCCUUGCAGUCGCUGGUCCUCCACAGCAAUGGCCUCACAGCUGUUCCCACCGAAAUCGGUUCGCUAUCGAAACUCAAGUUCUUGGACCUGAGCCGCAAUCAGCUGACAUCCAUACCCGACUCCAUCGGCCAGUUGGCAACCCUGCAGACCCUGAACGUGGAGCACAACCAGCUCGCGGACCUCCCGGACCUGUCCGGACUCAAGUCCUUGCUAUCCGUGAAGCUGUCGGGCAAUCGGUUGACACGAUUUCCAUCGAGUCUUUGUGUGGACUCAUCGCUGCAGCACUUAAGCGAAAUACACGCCAACUGUAACCAAAUCGCUGACAUUCCCCCCACUAUUAGCAAACUGCCGGCCCUUAAGCACCUGGACCUCAGCUCCAACGCCCUGCUGGCACUGCCCGGACAGUUG